AUGUCAAGCAGCGGCAUAUCCCUCCCCUUCAGCGAGGAAGCCCUUGAAGCCCUCAGCAGCAUGAGAUCUGGGGGCUUCGUGAACUUGGUGCAACUGGCAAUCAACAUGGAGAAGGAAACCAUCGAGCUCGCCGGCGCCAGUACCUCCGCCAUCCGGGACUUCACGCGGGUCAUCGCAGACAAUGCGCCGCGGUUCUCGUUCUUCGUGUUCAAACAUGAGCACGAGGGCGUCGAGGAAGCUCCGUUGGUGUUCAUCUACACCUGUCCCGCCGACAGCAAGAUCAAGGAGAAGAUGCUGUACGCCUCCACGCGGGCUGCGGUAGUGGCUACCGUCGAGAAUGAAUGCGGUCUGAGAAUUCAGAAGAGGCUGGAGGCAACCAGCCCAGACGAGAUCGGUGAAGCUCAGCUUAUUGAAGAGUUCCAUCCCAAGGCGGAGGUUAAGACCACUUUCCAGAGACCAAAACGGCCGGGAAGGCGUUAA
Messenger RNA from Tricharina praecox, 480 nucleotides. RefSeq lists its product as uncharacterized. Gene Ontology annotation, molecular function: actin filament binding; actin monomer binding. The record is from RefSeq and is a predicted model, not a curated record. The coding region runs from base 1 to 480 and encodes 159 amino acids. Gene Ontology annotation, biological process: actin filament depolymerization; barbed-end actin filament capping. Gene Ontology annotation, cellular component: actin filament; cytoplasm. NCBI's taxonomy places the organism in Eukaryota, Fungi, Ascomycota, Pezizomycetes, Pezizales, Pyronemataceae. The transcript has 5 exons.